CACGUAUCCCCGAAAGAUUCUCCUCCUCGUCCUCAUCCAUCCCCCACCGCCGCCGCGGAUAAAAAUCCAAGGAAUCGAAGGCCCCAACGUGUAGUACUACGCCUACGCGCCCCCUCCCAUGGCGCCGCCUCCGCCGCUCGCCGCGCUCCGCCCCGCGCCAUUCCCUCUCCCUCGCCUCCUCCCCUGCCCCGCCUCCGCCGCCGCCCGCCGCGGCGCCGUCGCCUUCUCGCUGCAGACCAACGUGCGGCUCCUCAAGCCCAACCGCCGCUCCCGGCGAUCCCGGUACCCCUACUACGACCACGACGAGGACGAGGACGACGAUGAGGCGGAGUUCGAGUUUGAGGAAGGGGAGGAGGAGGAGGAAGACGGCUACGAGACCGAUGAUGAUCUAUCAGGUUUGGAGUAUCCUGGUGUACUUUAUUCAAACAAUCCUCGUGCUCCAAUCAAGAAACCAGGCCGGGAAAAACCAGCGCUGAAACAAAACUGGGAAGGAAGACAACCUAAAACACGAGACAGAUGUGACACUUCAAAAAAAGUCGAUGCUCUGCAUGCCAAGAGUAAAGCUAGCAGAUCAACUGGUCUUGUGGACAUAGAUAAUGAAGUAGAGUUGAAAAAUGAAAGUAUCUCUAGAAGCUUGUUUCAGAAACUUCAAGAAGAAUAUGACUUUGAUGAUAAAUGGUUACCACUAAUCGAUUACUUGUGCACAUUUGGACUGAAGGAAUCUCAUUUUACAAACAUGUAUGAGAGACACAUGGCCUGCUUUCAAAUCAGUCAAGCUUCUGCAGAAGAAAGGUUGGAGUUCCUGCUAAGUGUUGGUGUUAAAAGCAAGGAUAUGAAGAGGAUGCUUGUUAGACAACCACAAAUUUUGGAAUACACUCUCAGCAACCUGAAGUCUCAUGUUGCAUUUCUGGUGGGCAUAGGUGUUCCUAGUGCACGGAUAGGUCAAAUUAUUUCUGCUGCUCCAUCAUUUUUCUCUUACAGUGUUGAGCAGUCUCUGAAGCCAACCAUAAGGUAUCUGAUUGAGGAAGUGGGCAUUGAGGAGAGUGAUGUGGGCAAAGUAGUGCAACUAAGCCCACAGAUUCUGGUCCAGCGAAUCGAUAGUGCAUGGAAAUCUCGAUUUCUUUUUCUAUCAAAAGAAUUAGGGGCUCCAAAAGAUAACAUUGUUAAAAUGGUCACAAAACACCCACAGCUGCUUCAUUACAGUAUUGAGGAUGGAAUAUUGCCUCGAAUCAAUUUCCUUAGAAGCAUUGGCAUGAGAGAUACUGAUGUUCUCAAGGUAUUGACGAGUCUGACUCAGGUGUUGUCUUUGUCCUUGGAGGAAAAUCUCAAACCAAAGUAUCUUUACUUGGUCAAUGACCUUAAAAACGAUGUUCAAUCCUUGACAAAGUAUCCUAUGUACUUGAGCUUGUCCCUUGACCAGAGAAUCCGUCCCCGUCACCGUUUUCUUGUUUCAUUGAAGAAAGCUCCUAAGGGUCCAUUCCCUCUUAGCUCCUUUGUGCCUACAGAUGAGCGAUUUUGCAAGAGGUGGGCUGGGACUAGCUUAGAAAAGUAUCAUACAUUUCGUCAGAGCAUGCUGCUCAAAGGUUUUUCAGAGAAGACUGGAAGGAAAACAUUAACAUCGAGGCGGUAGAUACUUCAUGAUUGAGAAGUAGGUUGUUUUUGAACCUAUGCCACGCUGAAAAGGCCUGGGUUGCUGUGCUGGUAUUCAAUCAUCAGCAUUCGGCACACAUAUAUCAAUAUCACAGAUACAUCACUAACUACAGUUUAGACUUCCUUUUUUUUUUACUCCUAUUACAACAAGGUGUAAAUUCUUCAUCUGAUUCCUCCAGUCGAAAAACAAAUGGAUGUUCCAGGAGUCAAUCUAAGGAUGAAAAGGGAUGCACCAGAAUGGUUGAUGUGGCAUUUUGUUGUCUACUGCCACGGUGACAUCACCUUGACCAUUAGCUAAUGUUAAAUAUGUCUAGCACAACAAACUAACCAUCUAUUAGGGAUGUAUUAGGCAGCAUCCUACGUUGCCGUAAGUCUGUAGCGUCGUUAAGCACGAUAUUUUAUUUUCCACGGUUGUAAAUGAUAGAAAUUCUAUCACCAGUUCGAUCUGUACUUUGUGCGCUUUUCUGGUUUGUUAUGUUGGAAAAUUAUUCCUGUUGCUGUGGCUUCUA
Oryza sativa Japonica Group (Japanese rice) is the source of this 2159-nucleotide messenger RNA. NCBI's taxonomy places the organism in Eukaryota, Viridiplantae, Streptophyta, Magnoliopsida, Poales, Poaceae. The record is from RefSeq and is a predicted model, not a curated record.